Motacilla alba alba is the source of this 3382-nucleotide messenger RNA. RefSeq names its product tumor necrosis factor receptor superfamily member 1B-like. Gene Ontology annotation, cellular component: membrane. Lineage: Eukaryota; Metazoa; Chordata; Aves; Passeriformes; Motacillidae. The transcript has 10 exons. Bases 1 to 1434 code for a protein of 477 amino acids. Gene Ontology annotation, biological process: intrinsic apoptotic signaling pathway in response to DNA damage; negative regulation of neuroinflammatory response; extrinsic apoptotic signaling pathway. The record is from RefSeq and is a predicted model, not a curated record. Gene Ontology annotation, molecular function: tumor necrosis factor receptor activity; tumor necrosis factor binding.
AUGGGGCCGCGCCGGGCGCUGCUCCUGGAGCCCAUCCCGGCGCUGAUCCCGGUGUUGAUCCCCGCGCUGAUCGGCGUCACGGCCGGGCGGGAAUACUCAUUGCCUUACACACCACAGCUUGCACAAUGCAACAAUCCCAGCACUGAAUUCUAUGAUGAAGAACUUAAUAAAUGCUGCAGCCAGUGCCCUCCAGGUCAGUAUAGGACAGGGAGCUGCAGUCACACCGUGGACACCAAGUGCAGCCCCUGCAGACCCAAAACGUACACAGCCAUCUGGAAUCAUUCUCCACAGUGCUUUGCCUGCUCACCACCCUGCAGGAAAGGGCUUGUACAGAAUCAAACGUGCACUAGGUCCCAGGACAGAAUCUGUAGCUGCCCACCCCACAAGUACUGUGUUUCCAAGCUGGACGAGUACUGUGAAGUGUGUAGAACACACAAAAAAUGCGGCAAAGGUUACCGGGUUUCCAGAAGAGGGACAGACAGCACAGACACAGAAUGUGAACCUUGUCCUCCUGGCACGUUUUCCCCUGAGGAAUCCUACAACACCAGCUGCAUACCCCAUACCAUUUGUAAAUCAGUGGCCAUCCCUGGGAACAGCAGGAAUGACACUGUUUGCAGUGACUCAGGAACAGCCACAGUUCUGCCUCACACCAUUUUGAACCCACUUGUGACCCAAAGCCCAGCCUCCCACAAACCUGAAAUAAUAACUCAACCUGUCAUGUUAAACUCUGUACCUGACCUAUCCCACAUCACUGGAGCAGUAGCCGGGCCAUUGUUAUUGGUCCUGAUAAUUGCUAUUUUGGGGUAUUGCUUAGUCUCAAAAAAAAAAGCCCCUGUGUGCUCUGCAGCAGCUACAGAAGCAGACUUGCCUUUUUCCCCUCCAGAAAAACUGUGUGACAAAAAAGUCAGAGAUACAGAAUUGCAGAACUCCAGGAGCUCAGAACAGGAACAACAGCAUCUCUUGGAAACUUCUGGGUCCACCAGUAGUAUCCUGAAUCCAACUGGAUCUGCAACCAUCAGUGUAAUAAGUAAAAAGAAUUAUGACAAUAACAACUCAGGAGGAUUUCAGCAGCAACAUUCACCUCCUGAAGGUUGUAAAUUCCAGAGUGGAGACAGACACAGCUCUGCAAGUUCAGAACAUUCCGGCAGUGGAGGAACGCAGGUGAAUGUGACGUGCAUUGUUAAAUUUUGUAGACCAGACUGCAGCUCCCAGUGCCCCGAGCAGCUCAGUUCACCUAGCAGGGAUUGUGGGCACACUCCCAGCUGUUCCCCAGCAGGGGAAGAAACCCUCCUUUCAAAAGAAGAAAAUGCCUUGAACAAAGAAACUGAAAUUCACAUUGCAGUGCAAAAUGAGGGCAAUUUACUUCAAGACUUACUUCCAGAAGAAAAGAAGGUUCCUCUGGGUAUUCAAGAUGCUGGGAUGAAAACCAGUUAAAGGAAAUUACAAAUCAUACGAUGAUUGACUGAUAUCAAACAGCCUCGUGUCCUAUAAAACAAACAUUAUGGUAAAUGUAGCUUUCUUACAGAGAUUUGAAAUUUCACAUUAAUAUAGACACUGAUGCUUUCAAGGUUUUUAGUGUCUUCUGUCGCUUUGCAGUUUAAAAGAAAAAGCAUCGAGACUUUUAGAAAUUGAAUGGCCAACUCCUCCCUUUCUUCUGUGAUACCCUAACAGGACCUUUAUCAGACUUGAAAAGGAGUAUUUUUCAAACUUUAUGCCGUGAAGUUUUCUCCUGGGACUUCUUGUGCUGAUGACUUUUAUUCAAGGUCUGCCACGUGUGAAGAACAUGGCUGUGACCAGCACUUCUAAGGGACUGGAGUUAAAUUAUCAUUCUUUCAAUGCUCAGGAAUCAUCCAUUUGAUUUGAAUUUUAAAGCUAUUGCAUUUAGUUUCCUAUCCCUUAUCGCAGUUGUCAUACUUUCCCUCAUCUUCCUGGAUAUUUCUUUUAUUAUUACAGUUUGUUUUUUUCUCAUUAUCAGACCAAAUUUCUUAAGUACAUAUAGGAUAUCAGGAAGUGAAAUCUUUUACACAAGCUUUUUUUUACAACUAAAAUUACAACUGUUACAUCUAAACAACAGCAUUUCAUUGCCUGUACAUAGUUCAUUUUGUUUUAGAAGGGAAAACCUAGAUUGAACUGCUGUUACCUUGGAGUAGGAAGUUCCUUUUGUUGACAACCUUACAGUUCGUCACCUUUGUGUCCUGGCUGAGGUAACAUGUUUCCCCAAUUGAUCCUGACCUCAUUUUUGAGGUAAACCAUAAAUCCUAAAUAUUUUCCCUGUGUUCGGUGACUAUUAGAGCAGAUCCCUGUGAUUAUCUUUGCCAGAUAGCUCAUUGCCCUCAGGUGGCACAGCAUCAUCUGUAAUAAAUGGAAUUUCCUCAAACCUCAGAACCUGAAAAUCCUGUUCUCCUUCGCUGCUUGAUGAUGCUGGAGCUCCAACCACCUCUUACAGAAAAUUAGUGGAGGUUCUCCUUGAAUGAAGUGGAGUGGAAGCCAAUAUUUAGGAACCCACUUCCCAUAAUUAUAUUUUACAUCUGUGACUUAACUGUCAAUUGUGGUGGCUGUGUUCAACCAGAAUCUGCAAUCCAGAGUCUGAAUCCCAUAGGAGUGAAGUCAUACAGUGACACAUAACCCUUGUCUUAUGCCAUAAAAACACGCUUGGACUAUGUGAUCCCUGAACGAUCCUAAUCUAUCUUAAGACAGACACAGUGCUUAUUUCUGAGGCCUGAGAUGUAAAAGGAUCUUUUGGAAUAACAUUGCUACAAAGGAGUACUCAAAUACAAAUUUUAAACUAAACUAAACUAAAAAUACAAAUUUUAAACUUCCACAAAAGCUAUGGUAUUAUAUAAGAUGGAAUUAUUUCUGGGACUGACGAACAGGUCUGUAGUUCUAUUAUGAAGAAGCUUUUUGCAAAUCUGUAUUAAACUUCACUUGAAGGUAUUUUUCAGGAAAUACUUUGAAAAUGGGCACUUUGAAACUACUCCAGAACUGAAGGAUUUAGGCAAGAACCUAAUUUUUCACAGCUCUUUGAACCUCUUGCUCUGGGAUAUUUCUGUCAGCCAAUUUUUUCUCUGCCAGCUCCCACUAUUGGGGCCAUAUUGAAGCAGCAAAGGAAGAUUUUUGAAGACCUUUAAAAAUAUUAAAAAGGAGGAUCCUGUUACAGUAGUUAAUUUACUGAGUUUUCAUAUUAAGGAGCUGCCAGAGAGAAAAUCCAAGUUUUAUGUUGAAGUUGGAAAAAUGAGCUUGUAUUUGCAUAUUAAAAAAAAACAACCAAAGAAACCAAAACCAAACAACAAAAAACAGGCCCCAAAAGAAAAACAUACAUUUUCAUAAAUUCAUGUAUUCUCAAGUUUCCUGACCGCUUUAUUAAACAAAAUUCGGAUUUCCA